Messenger RNA from Rhagoletis pomonella (apple maggot), 911 nucleotides. Its product is annotated as protein ANTAGONIST OF LIKE HETEROCHROMATIN PROTEIN 1-like. Lineage: Eukaryota; Metazoa; Arthropoda; Insecta; Diptera; Tephritidae. Bases 129 to 911 code for a protein of 260 amino acids. The record is from RefSeq and is a predicted model, not a curated record. The transcript has 2 exons.
AGCUUUGUAAGUAUUUUUGUCUAUUUGACUGCAUAUUCGGAGUGUUAGUGUUUAUAAUUAUAAAAACACAGGCAGUUUCUGAGGAAGUAACCGGCACGGAUACUAGGGCCGCAGCCAUUGCUGAACUAAUGGAUUCAUCGAGUGAUUCCAGCGAUAGUGAGAUGUUUGAAGCAACUUUAGCACAAAUAAGUCACAGGCAGAUUGUUCUCUUUAACGAAGUGGCAAAACUCUUUCUGAAACAAACGAGGAAUAGCAUAAAAAACUAUUUAGUAGAUGUGAUGCCUAUGUAUUCGGAAUAUGAGUUUAGACAACACUUCCGUAUAUCAAAGCAGCUAUUCACCAGCUUGGCAAUGCGGUUGGAAGUAAACGAAAUAUAUACGAGAUUGCGAUCAGAUAAACGCCUUCCAGCCACAAGUUAUAUGGCAAUAUUUUUAUGGUUCGCUGGCCAUGAAGCGUGUAGUUAUCGAGAUCUAUCUGAUCGCUUUGAUAUUGCAAUUUCAAGCGUUUCUCGUAUCAUCGAAAGAACUACAAUGUUCAUAAGCAGCUUAAGUCCAGAAGUCAUUAAAUGGCCGAGUGAGGUGAAAAAACGUGAAGCUGCAAACUUUUUCAAUAAUAAAUGCGGAUUUGCAAAAGCAAUAGGGUGCAUAGACGGAACGCAUAUAACAAUUGAUCCGCCGGCCGAAAACAAAGAUGAAUACAUUGACCGAAAGGGCAACAUGUCUUUGUGCGUGCAAGCUAUAUGUAACGAUGAAAAGAAAUUUAUAGACGUUUUCGUAGGAUUUCCUGGUUCGAGCCAUGAUAGCUGGGUUUUCCAAAAUUCGCCUACAUAUGAAAAUUUGUCAUCUCUGUGUGGAGGUAAUAUAUGGUCAAAAGCAAUAAUCGCUUCAGUGGGAAGGCCGCCUUUACUGUAG